AUUGUAUUAUUUAGUAAGCUCACAUACAUGUCGGAGCUGUUAAUCACUCAACUCUAAAAGCAUCUAGUUAUAUAUAUUUUCCAUUUAUUCGCUCAAAAUGCCAGCCCCAAAAAUCCAAAGUAAUCAGAUCGAGAAGAGCGCCAUGAAGCGCACCCCAUUGUAUGUAAACCCCGAGCUGAAAGGCCUUAUCGUAGAGUUGAUGCUGCCGCGUUUUGAGACGCUGCGUACAAUAGUCUCCACACGUUUCGUAUCUGAGGAGGAGAUGGCGAAUGAAAAAGAUGAUGCGGACGACGACGACUGGUGGCCCGAUUACAGAAUCUAUUCAGACAAGCACUACAUGACCGAAAUGAAUGGUCUGAUGCAUCUCAUUCUAAAUGGCUUGCGCGGCAUGACAGAUGAGCUGCAGACCAUUGGACUCAAGUUUCAAGCCUUCAUUUUGGACAACUUCAAGCCGGACCAAUCUGCCAAGAAAGUAGCCGGUGCAAAUCCAGCUGAGGGGAAGGAGGAUAUCUUGAACCGUUAUCUCCUGGCUCAGAGCCUGAUCAAGGACAUGGUAAAUUUUGUGACUUGUUGCAGUCGCCAGUGCACCAAGCUUCUGAAGCAGCGCAAAGCGUACUUUGAUCGAGCUUCAGAGACCAAGGACACAGAGGAUCGCAUACGCCUGAAGGUCUUCGAUGAGCGCAGCUUUACCGAGCUGCACGGACGUAUGAUUAGUUUGAAGAGCUUUGUUCAGGACUUUUGUAAUUUAUUCGAGUCUGAAUGGAAUUCGUCAGAUCAGCAGGGCAUCUCUGUCGUUUCCCCAACUAAGAAGAUAUCCACGUAAAGCUGUCUCGUUUUGUUCGCUGGAUGUUAUUAGCCCGUUCCUUUGUUCUAGUUCGUCCGAGCCAACCAAAACGUACACACUCAAGUGCACAAGCACACACACACACGCUCAGAGUCAGACAGAAAAAAAACACACACAUGUCACAUGCAUAUACACAUGAAGGCUUCAUUUGAGAGGGUUGUAAUAAAGAGUCCACCCCCUUGUGAAUUGGAGUAUCCAGAAAA
Messenger RNA from Drosophila arizonae, 1047 nucleotides. RefSeq lists its product as uncharacterized. The record is from RefSeq and is a predicted model, not a curated record. Lineage: Eukaryota; Metazoa; Arthropoda; Insecta; Diptera; Drosophilidae.